Messenger RNA from Suillus subaureus, 1119 nucleotides. RefSeq lists its product as uncharacterized. Gene Ontology annotation, molecular function: protein binding. The coding region runs from base 1 to 1119 and encodes 372 amino acids. The transcript has 7 exons. The record is from RefSeq and is a predicted model, not a curated record. Lineage: Eukaryota; Fungi; Basidiomycota; Agaricomycetes; Boletales; Suillaceae.
AUGUGUGUAUUGUUUAGCAAGGAGCCAAGCUACCUAGAGCACACCCAGGACCUGGGAGAGACACAUCUUGGUGGAGUGGAACAAGUUGUCAUUACCACAGUAAAGGCUGAUGGUGCUGAAUUCCAGACAAGCAACAAACCUGCACACAUAGAUCAGGCUGUCAUCAAAUGGAACAAGCCCAUACUUCUCAUGUAUGCCUCAUUUGAACUGGGUCCCAUGCUCUGUCAUGGAGAAAUCCUCUGCACAUUCCAGAUCUCCAUCCAAGAAUUACUGGCUCACAGUGACAAUUUACAUUCCAUAAUCUUUCAGCCCAAGCAGGGUGAAGUUGUAUCCUCAUGUACUUCACUGUUCAUGACACUGGAGCAGCAACUUUCUGAUGAACACAACACCACAGUUCUUUGCCCCCUGACUACUUGCAGGAUGCAGAAUAGUAGGGAUCUCAACCAAUCUAUAAAGCACUUUGAACACACUAUGGAUCUCUGCCUCAUGGACUAUCCCUACUGCCCUGCAGUGCUGUUCAAUCUAGGCAUUGCAAAGUUUGUUAGUUGCCAAGCUGACAGAAGAUACCUCAACCUCAACUUCUCUAUCAAUCUGUUUCAAGAUGCCCUUAACUUGUGUCCCACUGAUCAUCCAGACCAAACUGUCACCCAGCUCCAUCUUGCCAUUGCUCUGCUCUUUCACUUCACAAAAUGGGGAUUUCAAAUGGAUGCCAAUGCAGCUGAAGAGUUACUGAGUGAAGUCCUCAAAGUCUGCCAUGCCAACAACCACAUUUAUAGAGCAGCUUUGAUUGCAACCAAAACAUCUGCUGCAAGCAUUGAUGCAAAUGAUCUUGGGCAGGAGUGGCCUGCUGCAUCUAUUCUUCUGUUAUCGCUGAAUCAACUUGUUGAUCGAGUAGAGUGGUGUUUACAGAGAGAUGAACCUCAUGCCUUAGAUGAAGUGAUAUCCCUUCAUUAUGAUGCACUGGGAUACUACAACACUGGGCAUGCUUACCAAGGGGGGUUACUAGGCAAUGGUGGAGACUUGGAUCAGGCCAUCACACUUCACAGAGAAGCACUGGCUUUGUGCCCAGCAAUGGCGAAGACUUGGAUCAGGCUGUCACACUUCACAGGGAAGCACUGA